Molecule: messenger RNA, 1095 nt
Organism: Colletotrichum fioriniae
Lineage: Eukaryota; Fungi; Ascomycota; Sordariomycetes; Glomerellales; Glomerellaceae
Molecular function (GO): FAD binding; monooxygenase activity
Source: RefSeq, a predicted model, not a curated record
AUGGCAGAGCAGGCAGUACGGCCCGACGGCAUCUCGUUUCGUCGCUGGGAGAAUGGCCAUCGUAUUGGCUUCACUGAUCUCUCUGAAUCAUUUAUCGAGCUCUGUGGGGCACCAUACUACGUCGCACAUCGUGCUCACCUCCACUCUGCUCUCUGUCAGCGGGCCAAGGAUCUUGGGGUUGCGGUUCGCUUGGAUAGCAGGGUCGCUGGCUACAACCCUCACCUACCAAGUGCGACUCUGGCUAGCGGCGAGACUUUUUCAGCUGAUCUCAUUGUUGCUGCCGAUGGCGUCAAGUCGGUAGCUCGAAAUCUGCUCCCCUCCAACCAAGUCGAGGCAACAAACUACACUGGGUUUGCAGUCUACCGAGCCACGGUGGAUGUCAGUAAGAUGAGAAAGAUCCCAGAAAUUGCCUGGAUCCUUGAAAAGCCUGGAUUGCACGUCUGGAUUGGGGAAGAUCGUCACGUCAUGACUUACACUAUUGCUGCCGGCGAAUCCUUCAAUAUGGUGCUAUCUCACAGGGACUCGAGGGAUCCUUCAACGUGGGAACAAAAGACCCAAGCCGAGAUUCUGGGAGAGAUGAGAGCAGAAUUCAGUGGUUGGGACUCACAGCUCACGAAGAUCAUCGAACUGAUUGACACCACAAUCAAGUGGCCUUUGAUGGCUGGCGUCCCGUUGGAUAAAUGGGUUGCGGAUUCCGAGCGUCUUGUUAUCCUUGGCGAUGCAGCCCAUGCAAUGCUCCCCUACAUGUCGCAAGGGGCAGCCAUGGCAGUUGAAGACGGUGCCGCUCUGGCUGUGGCCCUCAACAACAUUCCAAAUCGUGAAAAGCUCGGUCUUGCGCUUCAGUUGUUUCAGAGAGAAAGAAAAGCACGCACCUCCAUGAUGCAGGAGGCCAGCAUGGUGAAUGCCCUGCUAUGGCACUUCAAGGAUGGCCCGGAACAGAAGGCUCGAGAUGAGGCGAUGCGUCCCGAAGUUGAGGGUCGCAAGUUUGCGAGCAGCCCAAAUCAGUGGUCCGACCCCCUCACUCAAUCAUGGGCUUAUGGUUACGACGCCGAGGACAGGAUGUUGGAGCAAUGGAAAUGGGAGAGUGAGGCGUAA